Messenger RNA from Polyodon spathula (Mississippi paddlefish), 2641 nucleotides. It is a transcript of the gene carm1, whose product is annotated as coactivator-associated arginine methyltransferase 1. Bases 16 to 1992 code for a protein of 658 amino acids. The record is from RefSeq and is a predicted model, not a curated record. The transcript has 16 exons. Gene Ontology annotation, biological process: peptidyl-arginine methylation. Gene Ontology annotation, molecular function: protein-arginine N-methyltransferase activity. NCBI's taxonomy places the organism in Eukaryota, Metazoa, Chordata, Actinopteri, Acipenseriformes, Polyodontidae.
GCAGUCAGAGCCACGAUGGCGCACAGAGGGCUCGGUUUCGUGCCUCGCUCCUCAGUGACGCGCAGGAGAGCCCCCAAGCGCCCACAAGCCGGCGGCAGCGAGUCGCUUCGAGGUGCACCCUGGCAGGCCUGGGCAGCAGAGGGGUCGCUGUUUAGUUUUUGUUUUCUGUCCCUUUUCCCGCAGAGCCGGACGCUGCGCGGCGGUAGCGAGUCAGUAUUUGCCCCGGUGCGUCGCUCAAGCUCCCCCCCCAGUAACAAGAUGGCGGUGUCGGUGUUCCCCGGCGUGAGGCUCCUCUCCAUCGGAGACGCGAAUGGAGAAAUCCAGCGGCACUCGGAGCAGCAGCCGCUGAAACUCGAGGUGAAAUCCACGCAGGACGCCGCGCUGAUCGCGCUCUCCAGCAGCGAGCAGGUCUGUGUGUUCAAGUGUUCGGUCUCGAGAGAGACAGAGUGCAGUCGGGUUGGUAAACAGUCCUUCAUCAUCACCCUGGGCUGCAACAGCGUCCUCCUCCAGUUCUCGUCCCCGAAUGAUUUCUGCUCUUUUUACAACAUCCUGAAGAGCUGCCGGGGCCACAGUGAGGAGCAGUCUGUGUUCAACGAGCGCACAGAGGAGUCCUCCGCAGUGCAGUACUUCCAGUUCUAUGGCUACCUCUCUCAGCAGCAGAACAUGAUGCAGGACUACGUUCGGACCGGAACGUACCAGCGAGCCAUCCUGCAGAACCACAUAGACUUCAAGGACAAGGUGGUGCUGGAUGUCGGCUGUGGCUCGGGGAUCCUGUCCUUCUUCGCCGCUCAGGCCGGCGCACGCAAGGUGUACGCGGUGGAGGCGAGCUCCAUGGCACAGCAUGCUGAGCUCCUGGUGAAGAACAACAACCUGACCGAUCGCAUCCUGGUGAUCUCUGGGAAGGUGGAGGAGGUGAAUCUCCCGGAGCAGGUUGACAUGAUCAUCUCGGAGCCCAUGGGAUACAUGCUGUUCAACGAGAGGAUGCUGGAGAGCUACCUGCACGCCAAGAAGUUCCUCAAACCCAACGGUAACAUGUUCCCCACGAUCGGCGAUGUUCACCUGGCUCCCUUCACAGACGAGCAGCUCUACAUGGAGCAAUUCACCAAGGCCAACUUCUGGUAUCAGCCCUCGUUCCACGGCGUGGAUCUGUCUGCUCUGCGCGGUGCAGCUGUGGAUGAGUAUUUCAGGCAGCCCAUCGUGGACACGUUUGAUAUCCGCAUCCUGAUGGCCAAAUCAGUGAAAUACACAGUCAACUUCCUGGAGGCGAAAGAGGAUGACCUGCACAGGAUAGAGAUCCCCUUCAAGUUCCACAUGGUGCACUCAGGACUGGUCCACGGACUGGCCUUCUGGUUUGACGUGGCUUUCAUCGGCUCAGUGGUGACAGUGUGGCUCUCCACGGCCCCCACAGAGCCCCUCACUCACUGGUAUCAGGUCCGUUGUCUGCUCCAGUCCCCCCUCUUCACAAAGGCAGGAGACACGCUGUCUGGAACAGCCCUGCUGCUCGCAAACAAGAGGCAGAGCUAUGACAUCAGCAUUGUAGCGCAGGUUGACCAGACGGGUUCCAAAUCCAGCAACUUGCUGGACCUGAAGAACCCCUUUUUUAGGUACACUGGGGCCACCCCCUCCCCCCCGCCCGGAUCCCACUACACGUCCCCCUCCGAAAACAUGUGGAACACAGGGGGGGGCUACGGCAUGAGCCAAGGGAUGCCUGGAGCCUACGACCUCAGUGGUGUUAUUCCCAGCGGCUCAACAGUCGGUCACAACAACCUCAUCCCACUGGCGAACACAGGGAUUGUGAAUCACACACACUCCAGGAUGGGGUCCAUCAUGAGCACAGGAAUCAUGCAGGGGAACUCCAGCGGCCAGGCGGGCCCCAGCACCAGCGGGGGCCACUAUCCCAUCAACAACCAGCAGUUCACCAUGGGGGGCCCUGCCAUCUCCAUGGCCUCCCCCCUGUCCAUCCCCAGCAACACCAUGCAUUAUGGGAGCUAAGACCUCACGUCCCGUCUCCUGUCCGACCUCUCGACGCCCCUUCACCUCUGAACUGACAGCAACAGGAAACCCAAAGAGGCUGCUGCUUCCUGUCUCUGAUUGGGCCCCUCUCACGCAGCGGCCAGCCCGGGCACCGCUCUGAUUGGCUGUAGUCGGGGGAUGUCAUUGCUCUGCACGAUCUCAUCAGUGAGGUCAUCCUCUUUGAGUUUCUAGUUGAUGGUUUUUUUUUUUUUUUUUUUUUUUUAUUUACUCGAGUGUCCAGCUGUGUGUAAAGAAAUCACAGCCGUGUCGACGUCUCUGUCUGAAAACAGAUUACAAAGUUAUACAAGAAAACACAACUGCAUACAUGCAUACAUACAUAUAUAUCUAUCUAAUGUAUGUGUAUCUCUAAGAAGGGAUUUCUUUAUUAUUAUUUUUCCAGUGCAGUUAGUAAUGUGAGAGUGAGCAGAACUAGUCUGGCAGUCAGGUUUGGUUUUCUUUGUUAGUUUGUAAGAUAGUUGCAGCCCUUCGAAACUCGAAUGUUUAUUUAGUAUCCACUGAAAUAAAUAAAGCAGUUCUGUUGAGUUUCGCCGCUCGCCUUCCUGAUUUCAACACAGCCCUCCGCACGCCAACUGCAUACGUGCAAAGCAAUGACAUCACUGCAGACGUG